Molecule: messenger RNA, 1407 nt
Organism: Dothidotthia symphoricarpi CBS 119687
Lineage: Eukaryota; Fungi; Ascomycota; Dothideomycetes; Pleosporales; Dothidotthiaceae
Product: ARF/SAR superfamily
Exons: 5
Coding region: 385-942 (185 amino acids)
Biological process (GO): intracellular protein transport; vesicle-mediated transport
Cellular component (GO): cytoplasm
Molecular function (GO): GTP binding; GTPase activity
Source: RefSeq, a predicted model, not a curated record
GGCGUGUGGACGGGUACCGGUAGUUAGAGAAGCGGGCACGGACACGUGCAGAUCUGUCUCACCAACCUGCCGUUCCGCCGUCACCCUGAAGCCUCACACGUCUCUCACACCCGUCCACAGUCACGUCUUUAACCACUCCCACGCCCCAAACACCCCAAUCCCCCACUGCACCCUGGAGCCCGCUACACACAUCGCGUGAUCCCGCCCACUGCUCUUUCCCUUCUCACGACACGACAUCUUGCGGGCCAAUUGCGCUUUGUGGUUACUGCCCGGAGCUAUCAACACGACGACGGCUUGGCCCUCUACGACUCCCCGACACGAGCUACGACAACGACACCAGCCUUCCCACCACGAUCCGACCGUGUACAGCGCGCCACCGACAACAUGGGCGCGUCCAUGUCCAAGAUGAUGAACAAGAUCUUCGGAUCGAAGGAGAUGCGGCUGCUGAUGCUGGGACUGGACGCGGCGGGCAAGACGACAAUCCUCUACAAGCUCAAGCUCGACCAGGACGUCACAACAAUCCCCACCGUCGGCUUCAACGUCGAGACAGUCACGUACAAGAACACCAAAUUCAACGUCUGGGACGUCGGCGGCCAGGACAAGAUCCGUCCCCUGUGGAGACACUACUUCUCUGGAACCCAGGGCCUCAUCUUCGUCAUCGACUCCAAUGACCGCACCCGUAUCGAAGAAGCACGGACGGAGCUCACACGCAUCAUCCAGGACAGGGAAAUGAAGGAUGCCCUGUUGCUGGUGUUUGCGAAUAAGCAGGAUCUCCAAGGAGCCAUGAAACCAAAGGAAGUCUCGGACCUGCUGCAAUUAGACAAGAUCGCCAAAGACCACGUCUGGAAAGUUGAGCCCAGCUGUGCGACAACAGGAGAGGGUAUCUUCGAAGGACUGGCAUGGCUCAGCAACAACGUCAAGCUACCACAAGGUGGCAAAUAAGUCCUCCCUUUCCCAACCGUCAGCGUCUCCGCCCCUGUACGACUACGUGCGCACACCUCUUCCACCUCGUUCCUGCAUAUACCCGAUUUCCCUAUCAUAACGCCCUUGUAUCAAUCUCGUAUGUCUUUCUAAUAAUCAGUCCCUACAUCAGAGCGGCUCGACUACUCUUCGAUUCUUUGCGUUUGUUUUACUUGUUUUGCUCCCUGUCUCUCUCCCGCCUUUUCUAUCGCGUCUAUGCGGUCGAGAUACCCCACCCCAUGCCCUCCGAUUGGCUUCUUUUUGCUUCGCUGUACAUGUAGAUGUUCUGUGGUUUGCUGGCUGGGGGGUUGUUGUCGCGAGCUGUGGGUAAUAGCGUGUUCGGAUAGAUGAUUAUAUGGAUCUGUAUGAAACUGUGUUUGAAUUGCUCUUUGGUCUUGUUUUGUGCGUUGUGCUGAUGAUGAAUUUCUCUGCUGAUGUGGACAGUGU